AUGCAAAAAGUCCUAAAAAAGAAUAAUUCUUUUAUAUGUCUUCUCUCUAGGCCGCUGCGCCCCAACCUCAUGUCAGAACACGCUGAUGCUAUGAGGCGGUACGUAGAGGCGCUGGAGCGAGGUGACACCUUGGAGAAGGUGAUGGGUCCCUCCUGGAGAAGCUUCGUCAAGAGACCCAAGGUGGUGGCCUGGAUGUCCGGCCACUGUCCAACCAACUCCAAGAGGGAGGCAUACGUUGCUGAGCUCUCUAAAUACAUCACUGUUGACAAGUAUGGGGGUUGUGGGGACAAACCUUGCUACACAAGACAUCCGAUAUCGGAUUUAUGUUGGAAAAACGUGUUGAUGGGAAAUUAUUCUUUCUACAUGUCCCUGGAGAACAACUUAUGUGAUGAAUACAUCACUGAGAAGCUCUACAACCCUUUGUUGCACAACCUCGUCCCUAUCGUUUAUGGAGGUAGUGACUACGAUAGGUUCCUUCCUCCGCUCUCUUACAUCAACGCCAGACACUACCACCCACGGGAGCUGGCCCGCCUCCUGACGCGGCUACACCAGGACCCCGUCGCCUAUGGCAGGUACCAUGUGUGGCGCGGUUACUUCCAGGCUAAGAUUCUAGGCAGCAUGUGUGAGCUUUGUUCCCGCCUCCACACUGACACAACAACCAGUUACCACACAGAUGUUCCCAAGUGGAGGAUGACUAGCGGCCGGUGCAAGGCAGUUCCCUACAACAUGUUCAACAGCACAGUGGGCAAGGGCGCCUGGAGAACAAUCAUCUCUACAAAUUACGACACUAUUUAAUACUGGACUUGUCCUGUGAUUCUCCAAUUUGAAGCGAGUAUUUUUAACAGAGUUCCACUUGGCAAUUAAAACAUACGAACACACACUCUCAAAGAACGUAAACAGGGAAUCAGCACCGGCAAGGAGCCCACGUAUAUUUUUUGCUAUGAUGAAUAGAUAGAGGAUUCAUAUUCAAAGUUGUAGGAGGUUACCAAAUGUUUGCAAGAAUGGACAUUAUUAUGAUAAUUAAUAAAGAAAAGAAUAAUAAGUUCCGUGUUGUUUCUAAGAGGCGUGAGAAUCUUAAUUCUUUGAUUUUCAUAAUGGAAAGGCCACCAAAAUAUUUUAGAAAGCAUUAAAUUAAAGAUAUCAACAACUUUACUAACAAAUCAUUCCUCAAGCAAUGUAUGAUCUUCACGUGUUAAGCGUUUCCCCAUUAAUAUAAUAUAAAAAAUUCUUAUAUUUGUAUGAAAUCGCUAAACUUGUAUAGGUCAUACAGAGCCCGGGUACUAAAUGAAAAUACAAGGAUGCAUCAACAAGACAGCUUUAUCGUCUCCAACACUGUCCAUCACCUAAAUGUCGAUAACUUCUUUCACAGCAGAUUUUGCACAUACUGUACAUAACAAAUGUACUUCGGAAGACAAUGGAAGACAGCCGGAGUGUUAAAUAAGAAGUUCAGUGUAGGUGCAAAUUUUAUGGAAUUUAUACUGAUGUGUUUAAUGCUAAUGUGUUUUCCUAAUAGGAAUCUGUCUCUUGAUGUGAGUUUGUGUAAACUUUAAAAUGCCGAAUUUAUUUAUCAAAUUGGUUUUUGUGAAGUAGCUGGAGAAUGUCUCUCCAGAAAUAAGUCAGUGUUUGACUUUACCUAUAUAACAUCUGUGGGCUCUUAAGACCAUUGUAAAAAAACAUCAUGUUAUGACUCACGAAAUGGUAACGACACGGUUGCAAACAUACCAUACCACGGGCGGGGCUUGAACCCGCUA
Molecule: messenger RNA, 1751 nt
Organism: Cherax quadricarinatus
Lineage: Eukaryota; Metazoa; Arthropoda; Malacostraca; Decapoda; Parastacidae
Source: RefSeq, a predicted model, not a curated record